This is a messenger RNA of Closterium sp. Naga37s-1, 2610 nucleotides long. NCBI's taxonomy places the organism in Eukaryota, Viridiplantae, Streptophyta, Zygnematophyceae, Desmidiales, Closteriaceae. The record is from the annotation of a GenBank genome assembly.
AUGGGGCAGGGCGCUUCGCGCCGUGAUGGGCGGCAGCACGAAGCAGCACGCGGCGGCAGCCAUGGCGGCAUCCUAAUGGGCUGCGACGUGCUGCGCGCCGAGUCGUUCGCGCGGCUGCGAGGGAGCAAGGUGGGUGGGGGAUGGGGAAGGGUGGGUUUGUGCACUGUACGCGUUAUAAGGCGCUAUAAGGGCCUGCAGGUCGGACUGAUUGCUCCUGUUCCCCCUUACCUCCCCUUCCCUCCCCUUCUCUCCGCCACCCCCUUCCCUCCCCAUCACUUUUCUCCCCCAUCCCCUUCCUUCAGUUCACCCUUCCUUCCCCAUCUGGUCUGGCAGGUCGGACUGAUUGCCAAUGCCACCUCUGUGCCUCGAGAUCUCACCGCCUCCUUCCCUCUCCCGCCCGCCUUCUCCCUCUCUUUUUUCGCCCCCCUUCCUUUACCCUCCCCCGCAUCAUCUGCUUCUUUCAGGCAGGUCGGGCUGAUUGCCAAUGCCACAUCUGUGCCUCCAGAUUUCUCCGCUUCCCUUCCCCAUGCGCUUCCCUCCCCCAUGCGCUUCCCUCCCCCAUGCGCUUCCCUCACCCAUGCGCUGCCUUCCCCCAUGCGCUGCCUUCACCCAUCCCUUCCUUCCUCUGUCUGGCAGGUCGGACUGAUUGCAAUGCCACGUCUGUGCCUCGAGAUCUCACCGCCCUCUCUCCCCCACCUUCUCCCUGUCCCUCUUCGCUCCCCUUCCUUUACCCUCCCCCUCAUCAUCUGUGCCAGCAGAGCUGUAACAUUUCUCUUCCUCCCUUCCUCUGUCCCCCUUUCCCCUCUUCCUUCCCAGGUCGGGCUGAUUGCCAAUGCCACGUCUGUGCUUCGAGAUCUCACCCACUUGGCAGAUGCCAUGCACAGUCACACGGCUGUGCACCCGCAACCUCCUUUUCACCUGGUGGCCAUGUUUGGGCCCGAGCACGGAUUCAGAGGCACGGCGCAGGCAGGCAAGUCAGAAUCCGCCUCUAAAGACCCCAAGACCGGUCUCCCCAUAUUCGAUCUCUACGGCAAGGAUCCUCCAGCCAUAGCCAAGUGUUUUGAAGCCUCUGGCGCUGAUACCAUUGUGUUUGACAUCCAGGACGUCGGGGCUCGUUUCUACACGUUCAUAUGGACGCUCUAUGACUGCCUCGUCGCGGCUGCUCUCUCUUCCUCCGUUCGCCGCUUCGUCGUGCUCGAUAGACCCAACCCCCUGGGAGGCGUGGUGGUGGACGGGCCAGUCACAGAGCCCCAACACGCCUCCUUCGUUGGGAGAAAGGCCAUCCCACUGCGCCACGGCAUGACAGUGGGCGAGCUCGCCCUCCUCUUCUUCUCCGAGUUCCUCCCACCUGAUCCCCACCUCGCCCAGCUCAGUGGCGGCGGCAGUGUCAGCAGCAGCAGCAGCAGCAGCAGCAGCACCUCCAGUCGUCCCUUCUCUCCCUCAUUCAAGGUUGAAGUGGUGCAGAUGGAAGGCUGGUCUCGCUCCUCCUCCCCCUUCUUCCCUUUCUUCCCCUAUCCGCAACCUCUCCUCUCUCCCGCAUCACUCUCCUCUCGUUCCCCUGGCCCUGUCUCCGCCCCUCCUCCUUCCCCCUCCCUUUCCCAUUCUACCACACCGUUACCAGCUUCCAUCCGGCAGCAGAAUGUCUCUAUAGAAGCAGGACCACUAUCAUCUAUAAGCCCACCUGCUACAGUUGCAGCUUUACUCUCAUCUGCUACAGCUGCAGGUGCUACAGUGGCCACCGCGCUACAGCCGCUGCUGUGGGUCCCACCGUCGCCCAACAUGCCCACACCCAUCACUGCUCUUGUCUACGCUGGGACAUGUCUCAUGGAGGGAACCAACUUGAGUGAAGGCCGUGGCACAACCCUGCCAUUCCAGCUGAUCGGAGCGCCGUUUAUGGACCAUCGAUUUGCCCAGGCAGUGCGAGAUCAACGGUGCCCAGGGUGUGCCAUCAGGGAGGCCUACUUCUCUCCUGCUGCUGGCAAAUACUCUGGGAAGCAAGUGUGCGGCAUCGAGCGGUACGACUGUGAAUGGCCAUAUGCCAUCAGGGAGGCCGUCUUCCCUCCUGCUGCUGGCAAAUACUCUGGAAAGCAAGUGUGCGGCAUCGAGCCGUUGCUUUCUCUCAUUGUCUCCCCCAUUGCCACUCAUCCUCUUCAGAUGCGUGUCGCCAACUCUGCCUCCUUUGACCCUGAGAUCCACGUCACUGUCCCAGCCUCCUUUGAUCCUAUACAUCUCACCAACCCUGCUUCCUUCUAUCCUCUCCGUCUUGUCAUCCAUGUCACCAACCCUACUUCCUUCGAUCCUCUCCGUCUCGCUCUCAUCAUUCUCACCACCGCCCGCUCCCUGUACCCCUCCCACUUCCACUGGCACAACGACAGCCCCACCAACUCUCCCUUUCUUCCUUACCCUUUUGCUACCCUUCUCCCCACUCCCCACUUCCCCAGAUCCACGUCACCGACCCGGCCUCCUUCGAUCCUCUACGUCUCGCUCUCACCCUCCUCAUCACCGCUCACUCCCUGUACCCCUCCCACUUCCACUGGCGCAACGACAGCCCCACCAACUCUCCCAGUGGCCCCUUUUGGAUUGAUAAGCUUGCAGGGAGCGACAGUUUGA